Messenger RNA from Phlebotomus argentipes, 1119 nucleotides. It is a transcript of the gene Tango14, whose product is annotated as dehydrodolichyl diphosphate synthase complex subunit nus1. NCBI's taxonomy places the organism in Eukaryota, Metazoa, Arthropoda, Insecta, Diptera, Psychodidae. Gene Ontology annotation, cellular component: dehydrodolichyl diphosphate synthase complex; endoplasmic reticulum membrane. Bases 157 to 924 code for a protein of 255 amino acids. The record is from RefSeq and is a predicted model, not a curated record. Gene Ontology annotation, molecular function: ditrans,polycis-polyprenyl diphosphate synthase [(2E,6E)-farnesyl diphosphate specific] activity. The transcript has 2 exons.
CGUGCCGCGCCUUGACAAUCUCAGAAAUUAUAAAAACAUUGGAUUUCAUCACACUUUACCACUUUUUAUCGCCGUCCCUGCGAGUUGGAAGACUCCUCAAGUCAUCUCAGUGUGUGCUCGAGUGUCUCGUCAGGCUGUUGCAGCCAAGAUCUCGCGAUGUCUCUGGCUAUUCUGUACAAAGCGGCCUGGCUUCUGGUGCAUCUCAUCUUCACGGUUGUGGAAACCGUGCUCUUCUACCGGAACCACCUUCUGCGGCAGCUCAGGAAGCUCUCCCCGCGAUCACAGCCCCAGAAGACACCCACCAAUCAUGUGGAGUACCUGAAGCUGCAUCGGGAGUACCUGGAGAAGAUCCCACAGCAUUUGGCAGUGAUUCUGGGCUUGGAGGAGCCAAACUUCCAGACGCUGGCCAACAUCAUCUACUGGUCGAUGGCCAGUGAGAUCAGCUACAUCAGCAUCUACGAUCAUCGAGACAUUCUCCAGUCGCGCCAGGCGGAGUUCCGGGAGUUUGUUCUCCGGCAGCGCACGACGCCAGGACACGUGGCGUUCGCCUCGGGGCCGGACACGAGCGACGGCAACGGCUUCAAGCGGCAGAUCAAGGUGCAAAUCCUGUCCAGAGCGGACGGGAAGCAGACCAUCGGCGAUCUGGCGCGCACGCUGAGCCAGGAAGUGCAGAGAGGAGAGCUGCAAGUGGACCAGAUCGACGUGGAGUUCGUGAACAAGCGCCUCGGCGACCUCACGGGCAGAGUGCCCGAUCCCGACGUGGCUGUGUACACGGGAAGCUUCUGCUGCACCUACGGCUUCCUGCCCUGGCAAUCCAGACUGACUGAGUUCAUCGCGAUUGGGACGCAGGAGCACUUUGCGCUGGACGACUUCCUGGGCGUGCUGUACCAGUUCGCGCGGAAGGAGCAGCGAUUCGGGAAAUGAGGAAUUCUCUUCUGUUCCUCGUGGUGUAAAUAUAACGUAGAUGAUUUUUGUGGUGUUGCGACGAUGAUUGGUGAUAUUAUUGAGGGCGGAAUUACAACAGAGAUGCUUCUCAACAUUCCUCAAGAGUCCUUUUUAUUUGGUAAGAGAGAAAAUUCAGUGAAAUAUGCCUAGAGAAUAAACUUCAGGGAAGCCUUA